Nannospalax galili (Upper Galilee mountains blind mole rat) is the source of this 775-nucleotide messenger RNA. It is a transcript of the gene Tm4sf5, whose product is annotated as transmembrane 4 L six family member 5. The record is from RefSeq and is a predicted model, not a curated record. NCBI's taxonomy places the organism in Eukaryota, Metazoa, Chordata, Mammalia, Rodentia, Spalacidae. Gene Ontology annotation, cellular component: membrane.
AUGUGCACAGGAAAAUGUGCUCACUGAGUGGGGCUCUCCCUCAUCCCACUCUCCCUGAACUGCAUCGUGGUCAAUGCCCUCCUGCUGGUACCUGAUGGGAAGACCACCUGGACCAACAACAAUCUCAGCUUGCAAGUGUGGCUCAUGGGUGGCUUCAUUGGAGGGGGCCUGAUGGUGCUGUGUCCAGGAAUUUCUGCCAUUCAGGCAGUGGGCAUGGGCUGCUGUGGUGCAGGCUGCUGUGGAAACCGUUAUAGGAUGUUGCCCUCAGUCUUCUCCUCCACCUUUGGGAUGCUUGGUGCCAUCUACUGCCAGUUGGUGUCCGGAGCUGGGCUCCAAAUUGGACCCAAAUGCUUAAUAAACAAUAAAUGGGACUACCAUUUCGAAGAAACCUUAGGCGCUUACUUGAGCAACAAUACACUAUGGGACUUGUGUGAGGCACCACCCCACAUGGUCCCCUGGAAUGUGAUGCUCUUCUCUGUGCUGGUGGUCGCCUCAAGCCUGGAAACAGUGCUGUGUGGAAUACAGUUGGUGAACGUGACCAUUGGAGCCUUCUGUGGCGAUUGCAGGAAAAAGGAGGUGGGACAGCAUGGAGUGGAGUUGGGGAGGGAAUCUACUUGCUCUUGGCUGCCUCCUUAACUUUCUUUUUUCUUGCAGAGUGCUGCUAACAGAGUUUCCACCGACCACCCAUAAUACCCAUUUAUCCUUACUCCUGGACAUGUGAAUGGUCCAUUCACUCCCUGGUUCUCUGGAAUAAACUGCUUUUAUUGUUCAUUAU